AUGGCUACCGUCGAUUGUGAAGGACUUAUGCAGGCAUGGUUCCCGACCCAGACCCAGAUAGAGCAAAAGCCUCUUCGUGAGGCUGACAUCAGGGAGAUCGCACAAGUCCUUGUACGAGCUUCGAGUGUGUCUUGGAGUCGAAUACCAAGGAUAUACAGCGUUCUCAAAAUUAUCAAACACUUAAAAGCUAUUGAUUGCUUUGUGAACGAAGGAAUUACAGACAUUUGGUUCCCGUUCUCCCAGAAGAGUCUACCGUCCUCUUUUCAACCCCAGUCUGCGCGAUCGGUCUUCCUCGAUACUCAACAGCUGGUCUUCAACAUCAAGGCUAUAAGCCUCGAACAGGAACACACGAGACAUAGUCAUUUCCAUGACGCGUCAGAGAUUCCCUUCAAGAAAACUGGCGAGCUGGGUCAGGGUGGCUUCGGCUCCGUUGAUCGAGUUUUAAGUACCGUCACCUACAAGGAAUAUGCACGAAAGCUACUUCCCAGAGGAAGGACAUUCAAAAAGAACAAGGAAGUCCUCCAGGCGUUCGAAAAGGAACUUUCCAGCCUUAAAAGGUUAUCCAGACAUCGACACGUUGUCGAUUUCAUCGGCAGUUAUACAGAUCCGAAAUAUGUUGGUAUCAUUACAAGCCCAGUGGCAGACUGCAACUUGCACGACUAUCUUGCUCGCAGUUUGGACAAUGGCCAAAGAUCAUUUCUGCGUACUUUUUUUGGAUGCCUCACAUCUGCGCUCGGCUUCUUACACGAUAGCCAUAUCCGCCACAAGGACAUCAAGCCUCAGAACAUACUGGUGAAGAGCGAAGAAAUCUUCUUGACCGAUUUUGGCCUUGCAUUAGAUUGGAACGAGCACAGUCGUAAUACUACCAUAGGGCCGGCAUGGCAGACGCCGCGUUAUGGUGCUCCUGAGGUUGCAGAAAGUUCUGCUCGCAAUGAGUCCGCCGACAUCUGGUCGUUGGGCUGCGUCUUCCUGGAGAUGUGGACAGUGUUGAAUAGUGGAAACGUAAAAGCUUUGCACGAUCACAUGAUCAACACUGGGAACAAAAAGUCCUCCUACUGCGCCAAUCUUCUCAGUGUUGAAUCCUGGAUUGAGCACAUAAAGUCUUUACCGGGUCUUCCUGUGGACAAAGUUCCUGCGGCAUGGAUCUCAAACACGCUACGGCACGAUCGAGGCACUCGUUGGACUGCACGCACUCUGGGAGAGCGCAUUUAUGAACACAGCAACGAUCCGACCGCAAUAUUUGCAUUUGUGGGGCGAUGCUGUUUAGACGAAGAUGAUUCAGAAGAAAGCGUGCUAUCAUCGGCUGACGAAGCUCCUGCAGACCUCAUAGUUCAGCCGUCCAGCCGACCAUUGUCUAGGAGAAUACACGAGAAGCGCGCAUCCGGCAAGGAAGAGACUGCGGCUGUCCACACCCACAGCUCCGAUAUGCCAACAGAUCAAUCUGAGCAGUCUACAGCCAAAGUACAAGUUCCCUCAGUUUCAACAACGCCGGACAAGUCAGUCCUAUCUCACGAAAAGUCUUUGAAGGAAAAUCAGGGCAAAGCAAGACAUGGGACUCCACUCGGACUAAGUUCCCGGCUAGAAACAGAACAGAGGCUUUUGACCAAUCAAUUGGAGACAUUUACAACCCCUGGCAAAUAUCAACGAGAACCUGCCUUCCAACCCUGCGUGGAAGAGGAGGAGUUAUCACUCACACGUGAGCUCAACGAUGUACAUAUUGAUUCAGCAGUGCCGCCACUUUCUGCACCAGAAGGCAACGGCGAUGAGAAGAAACCUUCGAACCAGUGGGUUUUUUUUGCCACAGGAUCGAACGUAAAGCCGCGAGGGAGAUUGGACAUUCGAGAUGAUCUUUUGGAAGAAGCCCAUAAGCGCAGGGAACUUCGACGCGCCUUCCUCGCACAACGAGACGUAGAGGAAGUCCUGGGAGAAUCUGAACUAUGGCGGGCUAAAUAUUCCAAGCCCAAGAGAGAUGAAGAUCGGGGACAAGAUCAUGUGGCCCAGGAAUCUUUGGGAAAGAAUGUCGAAAAGUCUCGAGACAGUCAUCGCAGCUCGGGAGACUCAUCGUCGGAUUGGGACGAAGCAGUUGUACACCCCUCGCCCGCAGCAGAUCCGGCACCGACAUAUCGCGGGCUCUAUCAUCCAUUGAGAUGGGAAAAAGAAGCAGUAUGGGGGUCCGCUUCGCAACCAGACGAAGAGAGGAAAAGUGGAGCUAUGCGCUACCUGCACAAGUCUCGCGCUGAAGCCGAGCGUCAAAUUCGCCUACCACCCGUGAGGACUUCAUCACGGGAGUACUACGAGCCCAGCCGCUCGCCGAGACACCCAGAAGUGCGAGCAGAGCAAGUCCGUAGAUACGCCCUUCCCAAGGAGCACAGAGACCGUGGUGGUAUUCCCGAGGUCGUCGACUGGAACGAACCAAGGCUGCCUACCUUCAAGCACUCAACCGCAUCACCGGCCGAAAUUCGCAUUCCUUCCACAACUCAGCGCUUCCAGGCCCAGUCGUCAUCGAAAAAUCGCCGCCGCCGCUCCGAACGGUCGCCACCACGGUUCCCUGGUCUGAGUCGCUCCGCCACCAUGCCCACGGUUCCCGGACCAGAGGCGGGAGGAUCUCACCAAGAAGCGAAGAGUUAUCCUCACCCUUCAGCUCCUCGAAACGAGACCAAUACUAGUCCCAAUUACAACGGCUACCCAAUCAAUUCGACGCCACAAUCCGGCAUUGAUAGCAUAAGUCGCCCCGCCACAAAACCCAAAUCCUACUACAGCUUCGCAUCAUCACGUAAGAAUGACUUGAACUAUCUCCAUCCUUCAGGCCGACGUGGUGCAAUGUCCUUCCACCCCGACACCAAUUCAGAACGGGAAGAUUAUCCCAUAGUCCGACCAACUCCGUCCAGGAAGACCAGAGACUCACAUAGCUCAAACGACGGUAAAACAAAGCGAAAGAAAGUGCAGUCUCGCAAAAACAAAGCGUCUCUUGCGCACAGCAGAACCGAUAACAGCGCGAGGUCGAGUCAAACGCCACUUCAUCGCACUGUUCUCCGUGAACCCGAAAGAAACCGCCACCGCUCACCUUCACCACUCGGUGUUCCCCUCAUGGGUGCCAAUCGACCAGAACUCCAUUCGUCUAGGACGAAUACGCCAGGUCGUUCGUCUCGCGACAUAUCGCCCGUUCGGGAGGAGCGUCGCCGGGCUUCGCGGAUGUAUGGAGAGGGUUCGGAUUCCGAAUAUAGGCGUGAAGAGGCCGCCGAAGACCAAAGCGACUAUAACCCUUAUAGAGUACACUAUGCCCCCAGGUAUGGAACCGAAGACGUCAGAUGGGCGCCAAAACCUGAAGAGAAUGGGCCAUCACGAGCAAGGAAGCCGACGUUGGGUCAUACUACUCAAGUUUAUUAG
Messenger RNA from Ascochyta rabiei, 3387 nucleotides. RefSeq lists its product as uncharacterized. The transcript has a single exon. NCBI's taxonomy places the organism in Eukaryota, Fungi, Ascomycota, Dothideomycetes, Pleosporales, Didymellaceae. The record is from RefSeq and is a predicted model, not a curated record. Gene Ontology annotation, molecular function: protein serine/threonine kinase activity; ATP binding. The coding region runs from base 1 to 3387 and encodes 1128 amino acids. Gene Ontology annotation, biological process: peptidyl-threonine phosphorylation; peptidyl-serine phosphorylation.